Oryza sativa Japonica Group (Japanese rice) is the source of this 2653-nucleotide messenger RNA. Lineage: Eukaryota; Viridiplantae; Streptophyta; Magnoliopsida; Poales; Poaceae. The record is from RefSeq and is a predicted model, not a curated record.
UCGCGUACAGUCUGUUUCUGUUGGACGCCAUUGUUCGAGAUGCCAGGAACAUCUUAGCGGUUUAUACUGCCUUUAAUCGAUGCGUAGCAGAGUCCCCGUUGUUCCCGUCUUGUGCAUCGCCUGCGAUAAUGAUUUCUGAUUAAGCUCAGUGACGGAGAAUGCUUUGGCCUGCGUAGAAGACAGGAGGCGGCGGUGUACGGCUUGCAAACGAGGAGUAAUUUGUGAAAAAAAAACUUUUAUAUACAUGUUCUUAGCGAACUAAAAGCAAAUGCUGAAAAAUAAAGUUCGAUAAAAAUACACCAAAAUCAGCUUCAAAUUUAAAGUUGAAAAUUUAAAUUUUGGCUGAUAAAUAUAAGCAUAAGCGAAAAGAUGAAACAAAUAGUUUACGCAAGUACCUCCUACAAGUACACUGCAGUUUAUGUGUCACUCGAAUGGUUAUAAAAAAAUAAAAAAAUAUUAAGAAUAUAUAAAUAAUAUGUGAUAUAUUAUUUCACAAAUAUAUAUGUUUAAAUUUAAAUUCAAAAUUAAAUGGACGGGAAGUGUCCAUCCAUUUUUUUGCAAAACACUGCCUGCUGUUAGGAUUGGUGAGUGGCGAUUGGGAGUUUUGCGCGAAAAAAAAAAACUCCUAUGAUGACCGUUUUAUUGAUAGCGGUCUUUUUGUGUAGUCCGCUUCCCCUUCUGUCUUCGCUAGUACGGUAGGAGUAGGACCCUGUCAAAACCACGCCGCCGGCGGCGGCGGCGGCGGCCGGAGAGCAACAUGGCCGCGUGUUCGCUGCAGAGCAUCCCGCCCGGAUGGCGUUCCGGGGACCGGGGAUAUCAUUACGCUCCUCAGCCUCCGGUCUCCUCUGCGCCGUGCUCCUCAGCCGCCGGUGGCGCCGACUGGUCGCCUUCGCCCCAGCCCUCGGUCCUCGUUCCACCGGAGAUCUCCCCGCCUCGCGCUCGCCUACCUCGGUUCUAUCGAUCACCCUCUUGAACCUACCUCGCUCGCCUACUUUGCGCUUAAAAUUCCGCGCACAUAUCUGGUCUGUUUGCUCUUUGCAGAGAUCUUGCAUCUAGCACUCUGUCCGCAUACAUUGGACUGCGGCAAUACGAGCUUAGAGCAACGCAAAUGACUAGAUAAGUAUGCACUCUAGGUGUUCUUUGAAUUGCCUCAGUGCAGACUUGAUGACCAUUUUCUGAACAUCUCUGCUCUGCUGCAUAUGUGAGUCAAAUUCAUGGCUCCAUGGGACAAUUGGAAAUUGCACAACGUUACUGCUAUCCUAUUCAUGUAUUUGUUGAACAAAAAUGACAUCCUUCGAAAAUUCAGGAAACACAAGUUGCCUGAUGGACACGGUUCAUUAAUAAGGCACACAAAUUCUAUACUACUUUAUGAGUACAAUAUGACGAACAAUACCACCUGAGAAAACUAACUGUUUCCUAAGCUAUAUAACCAUGCAAAAAUCACAGCACUCUCCUAAUUUCUUUCAGCUACUACGCUGACAAGCUGGCAUCUCCUGGUGACAUUUUGUUCCCUUCAUGUGGCUCUUCAGAUGAAGCUUUUCGAGAACAAAGAUUUAGACCCCAAGACAAUCAUUGGAUUUGGAAUACUAAAUGGCAUAUCUAUUGGGUUGCUUAAUCUGAGCCUUGGAUUCAACUCUAUUGGCUUUUAUCAGGUAACCAAGCUGGCAAUAAUUCCAUGCACUGUAUCUUUGGAGACUAUAUUGUUCAGGAAAACAUUCAGCCGGAGAAUCCAAAUGGCACUGGCAGUUCUUUUGUUUGGUGUAGGUGUUGCAACAGUGACAGACCUGCAACUGAAUAGACUGGGAUCGCUGCUGUCUCUAUUUGCUGUACUCACCACGUGCAUUUCACAAAUUAUGACAAACUUUAUCCAGAAGAAAUUCAAAGUCUCUUCAACUCAACUGCUCUACCAAUCUUGUCCAUACCAAGCGCUGACUCUUUUCAUCAUUGGUCCAUUUCUUGAUGGUUUUCUUACUAACCAGAAUGUAUUUGCCUUCAAGUACACGAGUGAAAUCCUUGUAUUCAUCGUUCUUUCCUGUCUAAUAUCUGUCUCGGUAAACUUCAGUACAUUUCUUGUGAUCGGGAAAACAUCUCCUGUAACAUACCAAGUAGUAGGCCACUUAAAAACCUGUAUCAUCCUCGGUUUUGGAUAUGUUUUAUUUAACGACCCAUUUAGUUGGAGGAACAUAUUAGGGAUUCUUCUUGCCUUGUUAGGAAUGAUCCUGUAUUCUUUCUUUUGCUUGAUGGAGAAUAAACAGAAGGCCCCGGAAUUGUCAGCUCCAUUUUUCCACACUAAGGUGAAAGGAGGUGAAGCAGGGACUCUUCUCCUAGUACAGAACGGGUCAGCUAAAGUUGCAGAUGGUGUUGUGACUGAGGGCCCAAUGUGGAGGUCAAACAGAGACUUGGACGCAUGAUCAUCCCGCUCCUGCAGAAGGGAUCAAGGGACUGACAUAUGGUCUGAAACCGGUGUAAUUUUCAUCGGCAUUUUGCUCCAGUUCACUCCAGCUAGCUAGUUCUGAAGGCUCCUUGCUCUGCGUCUUGUACAUACAUAUUCGGCACCUAUUUUUGCUACGACUGUACAUAACAUGUCCACGGCUGGAAUUAAACAAACAUUUGCAUUCAUACUAUUAUAUGAAGAUUUCAUGUCUGUUAUUUA